Hypanus sabinus (Atlantic stingray) is the source of this 9508-nucleotide messenger RNA. RefSeq names its product vascular endothelial zinc finger 1-like. Bases 88 to 1353 code for a protein of 421 amino acids. The transcript has 6 exons. Gene Ontology annotation, biological process: regulation of transcription by RNA polymerase II. Gene Ontology annotation, molecular function: DNA-binding transcription factor activity, RNA polymerase II-specific; RNA polymerase II cis-regulatory region sequence-specific DNA binding. The record is from RefSeq and is a predicted model, not a curated record. NCBI's taxonomy places the organism in Eukaryota, Metazoa, Chordata, Chondrichthyes, Myliobatiformes, Dasyatidae. Gene Ontology annotation, cellular component: nucleus.
AAGUGGCGGCGGCGGCCAUGUUUGCCCCGGCGCCGUGUUCCGAGCAGCUUUGUUGUGGCUCUUUCUCCUCCGUGUGUAGCGGUUGAAAUGGAGGCGACCUGGGGCGCCUUUAUUUUUCAGGCAGCUGAUGUCUCGCAGCAGCAACACCAGCAACAUGUGCAGAAUAACCUGCUGCCGAUAUUGCAUUCAGCCAGUGAGCCUCGUGAGCAAGUCCCAGUGACAACGCUGCCUGCAGCUCCAAAAACCCCUGAUCCCAAAGAAGCGCCAAAGCCUGCGGUAACUGUAGAGAAGAAGGAGAAAACCAGAACACCAGUGAUUUGCAGUUACUGCAGCAAGGCAUUCAGAGACAGUUAUCACCUGCGGCGGCAUGAGUCGUGCCACACAGGAAUCAAGUUGGUCUCACGGCCGAGAAAAGUACCAACCAUGGUUUCAUUGAUGUCGUCGACGCCCGGUGUGGUUGGCACGGCGUCGCUGGUGUCGACCGUAGCAGGGAUGCUGACCACGACAGCUGCCUCCACAUCUACUGUCACCAGCAGCACCUCAGCAGUCACAGCCAGCAAGAAUGCAAACAGGCGAGUGAAGAAGAAUCACGGCUGCGAACUGUGCGGCAAAGCAUUCCGUGACGUUUACCACCUCAACCGGCACAAACUUUCACACUCGGACGAAAAGCCGUUCGAGUGUCCAAUUUGCCAGCAACGUUUCAAGAGAAAGGAUCGCAUGAGUUAUCAUGUGCGGUCACACGAAGGGGGCAUCAACAAACCUUACAUCUGCAGCCUUUGUGGAAAGGGAUUCUCCAGGCCUGAUCAUCUGAGCUGUCAUGUCAAACAUGUUCAUUCCACAGAGAGACCCUUCAAAUGCCAAACAUGUGAUGCAGCCUUUGCCACCAAAGAUCGCCUGCGUUCACACAUGAUUCGCCACGAAGGGAAGGUGUCCUGCCACAUCUGUGGUAAACUGCUGAGUGCAGCUUACAUCUCUAACCACAUCAAAAUGCAUAAUCACAAUCAAAAUCACAACUGCAAUGUCUGUAACAAAGGUUUCACCACGGCUGCCUACCUUCGGGUCCAUGCUCGAAAUCACCACGGUGUCCAUUACAAGUCUCAAAGAUUUGUGUGCGAGCAGUGUGGCCUGCAGUGUCAGUCCCACAAUCACCUGAUUGGCCACAAGAAAAGUCACAUGGGAGAGACCCCAACUUCCAGUGCCUCCUCUGUGGCAGCAGUGGCUUUAAAAGACACGGCUGAGGUCUGCCAUACUCCAGCUCCAGCUCCCGCUCCAAGCCCUGUGAAUAUAACAGUCAGACCCGUGGAUAGUGUGCCUUUCCUAUCCCAGGUCUUGCCAUCAUCUCCACCUUGGUGAAAAGUUUUGAAAGCAGCUGCCAUGCUAUCAGUGGCUGAAUUAGAACCUACCGAUCAGCAGGUUUGCUGUUCCCCAAAAUGAAUUAAACCCAGGAUCUUCACUUAAUUCUAUCAAGUAGAAGAAGAAGAAGAAGAAGAAGGAAAAAUCUUCUGGUUUUUCUCCAAGGAGAAAAAGAAUCGGUUUGUGGUUUUACUGACUAUGUAAAAUUGUGGUCUAAUGUCCAGACUCUGGAUUUAAUGACUAGUUACAAGUAGGUUAUACAUCUGUCUGCAUCAUUCCCGUAUUUCCAUCUGGGAAUAGGUUGGUGUUCCAUGUUUCAUCAGGAAUGGACACUAGUACAAACAUCUGAAAAAUCCACACAGCAGUUAUACCGAUGGACACUGUUCUGUCAGAACAGGAAUGUGAAACUGAUUGCAAUUAGUGGAAGGCUGAGGAAAUGCAUGUGGAUACUCUUUGCUGUAUGUGGUCACCACUGAUAAAUCAUCUUAUUGUCCAAGUGAAAUUGAUUAUGCUGGGGAAUGAUAGACAUCAAGUGGGGGAAAGAAACGGAACAAUUCCUAGAUGGACAGCCUGGAAUGUGCAGGUGUUUAAAAUGUUAUAUAGUACCUGCACUUAUCUUAGAAUCUGUAUUCUCAUAAAUUGUCAUUUACUAUAUAAGCGAGUGUGGAAGUUGCUUUGUUUAAAAGAAUUCUUUGUUUAAAAGAAUGCUUGGAGUCACAUUGGUGUUACAUUGCACUGGUGUAUGAAUUCCCCUAUAUUAAUGAGGGCUUGAAAAUGGGCAUCAAAUACAAGACGGUGCUGGUUUUUAUUGUACUGUUUUUUCUGUGGCUCCAGUUUUUGGUUUUGCUGUUUGUUCUUUGUGAAAAAGUAAACACACACAUGCACACACACACACACACACACAUACACACACACACACACACACACCUUGUGCUUUUCAGAAUCACAGGUUGGUUACAGCACGGAGCCCCUUGGAGAUCAUGGUAGUGCCACGAAAGAGCAAUUCAGCUAGUCCCUCUUCCCACAACUCAGCACAUAUUUUCUUUUCCGAUAUCUUUCCAGUUUUCUUAUGAUUGGAUCAGUUUCCACUGUCCUUCUCUUUCAGUGCAAUCCAGGUUCUAGACUAUGAUAUUUUUUUAAAGUUAUCGUAUUUUAUUGUUGGCUCUUUUUCUUGUCAUCCAUCUCUAUGCAAAAUUCUCCAGUCCUUCAACUUUAUUGCCAAUAGGAACAGUUUCUCUUCUCUGUUUUGACCCUUCAUCAUUUUAAGUAUUUUGCACAACCUUCUCCACCUCUCAACUUUGGCUUCUCCACUACAUCUGGGGAACCAAAGUUCCUCAUCUCUGGAAUCAUUCUAAUUAUACUAUUCUGUUGUCUCUCGAAGACCUUCAUUUCUUUCCCAAAGUGUGAUGCCAAAAAAGGCACAUGGUACUCCAGUUAUAGGCAAACCUUUUUUUAAUCACACUUCAUCAUGACCUCUUGCUCUCUAUGCCUUUAUUCAUAAAAACCAAGUUUUUCUAUGCUAUGUAGUUGCUUUCUCAGCCCUGUUACUUUUAACAGUUAAUGCCCAUAUGCCCCAAUCUCUGUUGCUAUACCAUUUUAGAUAAUUGUUGCCUCUAGAAUGUGUUCUUCAAGUGUAGAAUUUUAUAUCCAUAAAUACUGGGACUUCGUCAAAUUUGAGGUCUGAGAAGUCCAGCAUUCUGAUAAUUUUCGUUUGAACCAGCAGAUUUUAGAAACAAAUGGUAGUUAUAAUGCUAUACUGAAUUUGUCCACUGCAACACUGGCAGUAGUCUUGAGGAAGUGACCUCUGUAUAUCCAGGUCCUAAAUUGAAGUAGCCUUUUUUCAUGAAGGAAAUGGUUGACAUUGUCUCUGCUUUGUUUCUCCUGACGUUAUUAAUGAUUUCAAGACAAAUGACAGUGACAGUUUUGGGAAUCUCUGUGUUGGCACAUCGCUCCCUGCAUGUAUUUCUUCAAAACUAACAGUCAUGUCUUAUUAUUUAAAAAGACUACUUUUAAGUGAGAUUUCUGUGUACAGAAUCUUUCUGAGCACCACUUGCUUUUUUUCUGUUGGAUUGCUGAUUUGUUCAUGGUGGCAUUUCCAGUGCCCAUGAAUGGGUAAAAAUAAAACAUAUAUUUAAAAUGUUUUGGGAUCCAAUGGAUAACUGUCCUGAGUCAUGCAAAAAAUGAAAGAUCAUUUUUGGAGAAGUGGUGAAUUGAGCAGAAAUCCCUCUCCUAAUCUGAUUGCUGCCUAGCUGUUUCUGCAUGUGGAUUAGGAUUGAUAAAACAGCCCAUGUGUUAGAAUAUCCAGCUGAUGCUCAUUGUCACGGGUCAUGCAUGAAAAAUGGAUAGUGUGAGGCACUAAAUGGAUGUGGUUGCCUGCAAAGGCAAGGGCAGUAGGAAGAAAUAUAGGAAAAAAAACUACUAAUUGAAUUGUGCACUUUAAUUUUUGAGUUGCUCAAUUUAUUUUCCAUGACGAUUGAAAUGUUGACUGACCAUCAUCAUUCUUCCAUUUUUAUGGCACGCCAAACAGACAAGAAAAGGACCCACUUUGUUUUUCUCAUGGAAGUUUAACUACGAACCUGUGGUGUCCAAGACCAGAUGUAAUUUUGUUCUCUUAAAUGUGCAGCAUUUUGGAAAUUAUUUCCUAACAUGAAAUUUCUCACAGUUACUCACUUUUAAUUUUGUUUUACAAUUCAGUCUUCUGCGUUUUAACUGUCCUGUAUUUUUAAUGAGCUACAGUACUUAAUAUGCUGUGGUUUAAUUUUAUGCCAGUUCAUGUGGUGAUAGUCCUGUAACACAUUUUAAAAUCCAAAAUAUCCCAUGUCCAUAAGUCAUUGGAGUACUGUAGUUUAUAGUUUCUUACAGAGGAUUAGUCUGCCUCAUUUUUGUGAUUGGUGAUUGCACUUAUAGUAUGAUCCAUAAUUAAAAAUUCUCAUAAGCACAUGAGGGUUUUAAUAUUUUUUAUUGCUUUUGUUAUAUCAGAACACUCUUUACUCAAAAUGUAAUCUUACAUGCAUAAAAACAUCAAUUUCUUUACUAUCUGAAUAUCAAAGUUUGUGUCUGAUAUAGUACAUUGUAUCGGAAUUGAGGAUAAGUUCUUCAAAUUUGGGUCCUUUUCCAAUUUUUCAUGCAGGAUUAAGUGGAUUAUUGGGGAAGUACUCUUUGAAAGGACAAAGCAACAUUUUUUUGACAGAUGUUGUUCUUCAUGGGAGUGUCCUAAUGAAAAAUAGAUUGGAAUUAAACCAACUAGUAUGAAGAUUAUAGAAAUGUCCUGGGUUCAAAUAAAAGGUUUUACUUUAAACUAAAAUACCAUUUGAGGGAACGAACAACAAAAAAGGAAAAUGUCAAAGGCUGGAAAUGUACAGCCAUUCCUUCAUUAUGGAGCACAAGGAAACGGAAGUUAAUGUUUAGUAUUUAUUUAUAACAAAACUAUUUUUUGCCACGUCACUAUGCGUUUGAUGAAAUUAAUAAUUGUAAAUUAGAGAAGAUGGCCAAUUUUCCUUAUCAUUGCUUUUCAUGUGCAUAUGUUGAAAUACUGUUUACAACUGUGCUCUGUACAGUGAUGCUGCUUACUACCUCAGCAACCUUUUUUUUCCACUUUCCUCCUUGGGAAAUAACACAACGUGACCCAUUAUACAUGUUUAAAAGUUGUUGAAUUAUGCACCCUGUUGUAACUUUAACAUGUUUUUGCUGACCUAUUUUGUUACAAUUAUGCAUUCUGUAUGUAUGUAAUGCAUUGCUGCAGUAUUUUAUUUUACUUAUUCUGCUUUAUGAUUUAAUCAUGGUUGAAAGCAAUGAUGAUUUUGCUGCCCAAGAUACUUACUGCCUUAUUUCCCUAAUUGAUGAUGUCAACUUUGGGUGAUCUGUGUUUUGGGGGGGGGAAAGAGAUUAUCAGCUUUUAUAAGGAAAUUAAACUGUUCUGUGUCACCUAUAUAAAAAAAAUAUAAUUUAAGACAGUUAAAUAAUUGGCCAUUCCUCUCUAGGUGUGCUGUUGCUAUGUUUGCAUGUAGUUCACUAUGCAUUUAAUGGCAAAACCUUCACAGACCAUGAAUUAUAAUGCAUUUUCAUUUGCCAAAUAAUGGUUUACUAGGAGUAAAUUGAUCAUGUUGUGCCCUGCACUUUGGGUGCUCAGCAGUUAACAACUGGUAAGGAUUUCUUUAGUUUGACUUCUGAAUCUGCAGCAGUUUAUGGCUGAUACAAGAAGGCCUGAAAUUUAACGUUAAUGGAUCUGGUUCACAAGUUCAAAUAUUAUUGAUGAAUAGAAAAAUGAAUACAUUGAAACAUGUGAUGGUUGUAAAUUUGCACAAAAUAAAAUUGCAUAACCAAUUGGAUUAAUAGAGGGAAAAAACUCAAUGUUUUCAGGCGAGGAAUACACCAUUCAUAUCAGCUCUGAUCUUUACUUCUAGUACAAUGCUAAUCUAUUGAUUCUACUCUUGGAACCCAGUGUGGUCUUCAGUUGUUUUAGCCCAUCCACUCCAAGAUUUGACAUUGUGUGUUAAUAGAUGCUCUUCUGCACCACAGUUGUAAGGCAUGGUUAUCUGAGUUACUGGUCACCUUCCUGUCAGUUUGAACCAGUCUGGCCAUUCUCCUCUGAUCUCUUUUAUUACAAGGCGUUUUCACCUGUAGAGCUGCCCCAUCUGGCACCAACAAUCAUUCCAAGGACAAAAUCACUUAGAUCCCAUUUCUUCCCCAUUCUGAUGUUUAGUCUAAACAACAACUGAACCUUUUGACUGUGUUUGCAUGCUUUUAUGCAUUGAGUUGCUAUUGCAUGAUUGGCUGAUUAAAUAUUUACAUUAAUGAGCAGGUGUACCUAAUAAAGUGGCCACAUAUCCUUUUGGUCAACUAAGGAUAGUUUCUAAAUGGCAACCUUACAAUGUACAUACACCAACAAUAGGACACAAACUUGUUUGAAAGAAGUGACAUGGAUUUUGUUUUUCAGUUAUUCAAUUCAGCUUGAAAUAAUAUCACAUUUUGACGUUUUCCUACUGCUAAAAGUGCUUCUCCGUGCUCUGAGUUAAGGAGAAAUGUUUGAUUUUUGACACAAUAGUGUAAUUUGCAUGAGCAUUAUGGAUUCCCCAUAGUCACAGAAAUUGAAAUAUACAUUUAACUGGUGAAUACUUAAACCUAACUUUGUUGGCAACAUUUCCUCAAUUAUACUGUUCCUGCAAAGUCAGUGAAGUGCUACAUGGAACGUCUUAUUGAAUGUAGAACUUUUAUAAGAGAAUUAAAUUAGAAUUGAGAAACACUCUUUCUAACAGUAUGGUAGAAGUUUAGAAUCACCUCCCCCCUUGAUCUUGAGCCUUCAAGAUAAAGUAUUUGGAACAUUUUUAACAAGAAUGGCAAUAACAUAUGAAUAAGCCAAGAUCAAAUUAGUAGGUAGAGCAAAUGCAAGUGAAUAAAUUGCACUUUUUUUUGCUGUAGAUCUCUGAACAUUAUUUCAGGCAGCAAUGUCCAUCAAAAGUCAAUGAUUGUUGAUUAAACUGGAGAGAUCAGGAGUUGAAAUGCAUGUUAUUGAUCCAUUGUUCACAGAUGCUACAUACUGGGGAAUAUAGGAAGGAAUAUUUUAACAUCUCCAUGAGGAGUCUGUACUGGAGUGAGCUUUAUACUAUUUGUGUUUAGACCUAUGUACAAAAACAUUGCAAUAACUUUUCCAAGUCAUUAGUUUUAAAAAAAAUGAAAUGGGAAUUUUAAAAUAAAACAUGUCUUUGGACUGACUGUUAGAAGUGGCAUACCUUACUGAUGGAGUUCCUAUAUUUUAAUUUUACUGUUGCUAAUGUCUGUUUAAGGUUUCUUCCAUGAAUUAAAAAUGUAAAAUGAAACUAAAUUACUUGUUUGAAACAGUAAAACUUCUGCUGGCAGGUUUUAAAUUAACCCAGUAUAGUUCACAAUCUGUACUUUCAUUUUGUCUCUUUAUGGGGGCAAUACUGCUUAAAGUGGUAAUUACCAUCAUGGUUGAGUAUGUGUCCUUUUAAGACCACCUCAAAAAAGAUGUACAGCUGGCUCUUAAUUUGCUAAUGAUACUUCUCAGAUGGUGCUGCAAGGAGCUAGAUUUCUUGGAGCAUCAUUUGUAUACUUUUGAUUUGAAUGAGCCUGAAAAUAUUUCCUUAAGGGAAAAGUUCUCAACUUUUUUCUCCAUGAACCCGGAAUGCUGUAACUUGUGGAGGGGAGGUGCAUUUAUGUUACAAGGAAAUAUUAUCACAAAUGGGUGCAAAUUUGGCUUUGAUUCAUUUUUCAAAAAAGAUUAUUGAUUGUUGUAUAUUAGUCCCCAGUGUCAAGCAUAUGAUGUUGUAAACUCUUCAGUUCUUGAUCUUUAGUACAAAUUAGCUUAUUUGUUAAUUUCUUCUUGGAUAGCUUGUGUUUGCCUCUCCAGCACACCUUCGUAUGCCAAAUUUUGGCAUGCUGAUACAGAAUGGAUUACCUAAAUCAAUUCUUUUUUUUCUAUUAGUUGACCUUUAGCUAGCUUCAUGAGCAAUACAAGACCUAAUCGAACCAGAAAUCAUACCAAAAGAAUAAGCUUCCACCGUUAUAUAUAUCACGUGUUGAAAACCUCACUUUAAACGUGCUGAAAUCUUUUCGUGAAAGUACAGCAACCACUGUAAGAAACUGGAUUUUAGUACUUUUUAAAAUUUGUAGUGAAUUUUGCUAGCUAGUUCCUGAUACUUACCACUCCUGAGGUAUAUUAGUUAUAGGAGCAUAAGACCCAGGAGCAGAACUCAGCCUUCUGGCCCAGCUAGUCUGCUCUGCCAUUCCACCAUGACUGAUCUAUUAUCCCCCUCAACCCCACUUUCCUGUCUUUUCCCGUAACCUUUGACGCCUUACUAAUUAAGAACUUACCAGCUUCUGCUUUAAUUAUACCCAUUGACUUGGCCUGGAGAGCCGUCUGGCAAUGAAUUCCACAAAUUCACCACCUUCUGGUUAAAGAAAUUGCUCCUCAUCUAUUCUAAAGGGCCGAUCUUCUGUUUUGAAGUUUUACCCUCCGGUCCCGGACUUCCCCCCCCCCCCCCCCUCCAAUAUUACAUUAUAUUACACCUGCCGAAGGGUCUCGGCCUGAAAUGUCGACUGUUCUUUUCUCCAAAGAUGCUGCCUGGCCUGCUGAGUUCCUCCAGCAUUUUGUGUGUGUUGUUUGGAUUUCCAGCAUCUGCAGAUUUUCUCUUGUGUUUGUGAUUAUAUUACACCUGCACAUUUCAUGCAUAACAUCAGCAAACUAGUCCCUUCCCACAAUAACUUAAUUGAAAGACUCCACUCUUCAUUCCAUGAAGUUUACCACUGAUAAGCACAGGUACUCUCGAAAUAAACUUAUGAAGGUGUCCUGCAACUCUAAAUAAUAUUUACAAAUAGAGUUCUCAAUUGAGUGUUAUGGAGGCAGCUUAAUACUUGCACUGUAUAUAUAAAUUUCUGUCUGCUGUUCCUGCAGUGAUGUCCACAAAAGGAUAUGAACAUCACAGCACAAACCUCGAAGCUUUCCUAGAAACUAAAGUAGUUCCUAACCCUUUAAAACUGCAGUCUGCAAGCAAAAUAAAAGUAGUUGAAUGUCUGUAAGUGAUUUCAUUUUAGGAUUCAUUUUUACAGUCGCUAAUCCUCCCUAUUCAGGUUUAUAGUCAUCUGUGAAUCGCUUCCAACUACUAGUUUUCUUGCUAGGUCUGUUGGAGUGUGAGGAGCAAAUGUGGUUUCGUGAGUUAGAUCCCUUCCAAGAGAACAUCUGGAGUGAUCAGUGCUGCACUGUUGGCCAUGCAUACCCAUGAGGUAUCAGCACUUGCAGUCAGUGCUUUUUCCAUCAUUGCCUAUUUUUUUUUAAGAUGUAUUUUAAUUAGUUAUGUUUUUGAACACACUAGAUGUACUGUGUUUUGCUAUCAAGCCUCAUCAUCUGCAGCAAAGACACCUGCUGCCAUACUCUGCUUGUAUUAAAUUCUUAAAACUACCUUUUAUGUCUACUGCUCUGCCUAGUAUUUGCAUAUAGUACAAAACUGUGUCAAGAUAAAGAAAAAUUAUUUCUGUUAAAUUCUUGUGUUCCAAUUUAUUUUUUUUUUUGCUUUUAUAUCUUGUGCUGUAUAUUCAGUGUAACUUUUAGCAGGAAGAAAAUGUUACCUGACCAUAGAUUUGUAGAUAACCUGUUCAGUAUGUAUUAUUGAAACUUUGAAUAAAUUUCUUUUUGUUACUA